Molecule: messenger RNA, 397 nt
Organism: Helianthus annuus (common sunflower)
Lineage: Eukaryota; Viridiplantae; Streptophyta; Magnoliopsida; Asterales; Asteraceae
Exons: 1
Coding region: 78-320 (80 amino acids)
Source: RefSeq, a predicted model, not a curated record
AACAAACAACACAUUAUACAUUUCAUUCAAAACAAAACAAAACACACUUCAUCUUAACCAUUUCAACAGACCACACAAUGAGUUCAACAACCAGAGCAUGGAUGGUGGCUGGAACCGUCGGAUUGGUGGAGGCUCUCAAAGAUCAAGGGUUUGCACGGUGGAACUACACCAUCAGAGCCAUCCACCACCACGCCAAGGCCAAUCUCCGAUCACUCUCCCAAACCAAGAGGCUCUCUUCUCCGGCAGCUACCCGAGGCAUUGAACAAUCAGAGGAGUCAUUGAGAAAUGUUAUGUACUUGAAUUGUUGGGGUCCCAACUGAUCAGUUAACCUGUGUCUAUCUAAUGUACAUAUAUACACCCUUGUUGUUAAUCAAAUAAAAUUUGGUUAUCAUCACAA